CACACACACACUCUACGUGGACGCGGAGCCCCCCACCCACGCCUUCGCCCCCUGCGGCCACGUCUGCUCGGAGAAGACGACGGCGUACUGGAGUCAGAUCCCGCUGCCGCACGGCACGCACACCUUCCACGCCACCUGCCCGUUCUGCAUCCAGCCGCUGAGCGCAGAGUCCGGCUGCAUCAGACUCAUCUUCCAAAGCCCGCUGGACUAGAAACCACUCAGACUUCUCAUCUCGAGCCUCCAAACACAGAACUUUGAGUUUCAUAACUUAAUUUUUUAUAACUUAAUUUAACUUAAUGAGUCGAUUCCUGCCUCUGUUUGAACGUCAGAUUCCGGCCGCGCUGUCCUCCUCCUCCCUGGACGCAGCUGCCUGAUGUUUGCCUUAAACUUUGUAUUUAUUCCUUCACCUCGUCAGUAAUGUUUGUUGUGAAUCAGUGCAGAAUAUAACGGCUGUAUUGUUUCCCACACUCUCCCAACAGCUGAUUUCUGUCUCACUCUGCCUUAAAGAGCCAUGAACAUUUACACCUGGUAUUAAAAUGAACGACAAAUUCUUAAUUAUUUGUUCCCUCUUUUUAAAUUCUCGAGCAAUAAUAUGUUUUUUCCACAGAAAUGAAUGUACAAUAUUAUAUUAUAUGAUUUUCUCACAAUUUGUAUUAACAAAAUCAGACUGGAGACUAAUUCUGAAAUCUUUUUUCAGUCAUAAUUUAUUUAUUAUUUGUAAUUAUUAACAUAUUUAUAUUUUAGAAACCUGUAUUUUAUGUUAACAAAUAUCUGUAUCUGUACUAUGGAAGCC
Messenger RNA from Morone saxatilis (striped sea-bass), 793 nucleotides. RefSeq names its product E3 ubiquitin-protein ligase pellino homolog 1-like. NCBI's taxonomy places the organism in Eukaryota, Metazoa, Chordata, Actinopteri, Moronidae. The record is from RefSeq and is a predicted model, not a curated record. Gene Ontology annotation, biological process: regulation of Toll signaling pathway; protein K63-linked ubiquitination. Gene Ontology annotation, molecular function: ubiquitin protein ligase activity; protein binding.